This is a messenger RNA of Daphnia pulex (common water flea), 1229 nucleotides long. RefSeq names its product venom allergen 5-like. Gene Ontology annotation, cellular component: extracellular region. The transcript is spliced from 6 exons. The record is from RefSeq and is a predicted model, not a curated record. The coding region runs from base 39 to 938 and encodes 299 amino acids. Lineage: Eukaryota; Metazoa; Arthropoda; Branchiopoda; Diplostraca; Daphniidae.
CACUUCUCCUUGAUACUCGACGAAAAUAACAACGCGCGAUGGCCCAAAGGCUGCUUGCUCUUCUGCUAUCGUCUUUUCUGGUUAUCCAAGUGCUCAGAGCCCAGCAAAUAUUUUAUUUGGAUGGCAACUUUUUUCUGAAUCCGUAUUACUAUCUCCAACCCCAACUUCUGCCUGGAUUCAGGUCCGGCAGAGACAAUCUACCUUUACCUAAAGAGCAAAUACUUUAUUGUAAUACGGAACCAUCCCGCCCAAUACCGUCCAGCGCAAAUAACGUCCGAUCAAAUCAAUUCCAACAACCAUAUUUAUUUAGAGAUGGUGAACAGGAUAGCAUUAUAGACCUAAGAGCCACAAAGGAAGAUAAGAAACUUAUUCUAGAGCUACACAAUCAACUCCGUCAGAAAGUUGCGUCAGAACGUGAGAGUCGAGGCUCUCCCGGACCGCAACCAGCUGCCAUCUCCAUGCCAAAUUUGAAAUGGAGUGACGAAUUAGCCAACAACGCUUGGGAAUGGGCUCAAAACCUCCAAUACAAACACGAACCGGAUCCCAUUAAAUACGGACAGAAUCUCCAUAUGAGUUUCAGUCCGCACUCGAAAAACAUGUCGGACUGGGCCAACAUAAUCAAUGGCAAGGACGGCUGGUUUGACGAGGUCGAUAACAUGGACUGUGCCAACGUUAUAAAAUUCAGGAGCUGUCAAACUACCAGCGGUAAAGUUAUUGGCCAUUACACGCAAAUGGUCUGGGCUGAAACUACUCACGUCGGCUGCGCAGCUAUUGGAUACUACGACGAUUACAACGGAUAUCCUUUCACGCCCGGACAGCCUUACAAACAGUUUUACAUCUGCAAUUACAGUCCUCGUGGAAAUGCUCCGAAUAAAUCAGUCUACAAAGUGGAUUACUCAUCGUCCGCUUAUUCCGAUUGCCCAAAUCAACCCGAAUAAAUCUAGAAUCCAUUUCCCAGAAUAUUGUCUGUAGUAAUUUUUUAACCAGCCUCAGUUUGAGACUAUAAUGAUAUCGCGUUUGUUGUGGAACGUAUACAUCACUGCCAUUGCCAUACAUCAUUUGAUUUGAAAUGUUGUAACACAAUCCCGCUCAAUCUUUCCAGCUGCAGUACCAUGGCUUCUAAACAAGGAAAAAGUAUAAUACAUGUGAACAUUUAUCUAUGUCGACAUCUAUUAUUUCGUAAUAAAAUGAGCCACUUUCAGGGAUAGACGACACAUCCAACGUCAUAA